This is a messenger RNA of Aspergillus welwitschiae, 674 nucleotides long. RefSeq lists its product as uncharacterized. The coding region runs from base 134 to 412 and encodes 92 amino acids. The record is from RefSeq and is a predicted model, not a curated record. NCBI's taxonomy places the organism in Eukaryota, Fungi, Ascomycota, Eurotiomycetes, Eurotiales, Aspergillaceae. The transcript has a single exon.
AUUGAUCACAAAACAUAUAUUAAAUUUCAAUAUAUCUCUAGCUAAUGCCUUUAUAGCGGCGCAAUCGGAAGUCCUAUAAUCCCACGUUAGCAUUUAGUCAAACAGGUAAUGAGUGACAAAAUUGUAGGAUGAGAUGCUCCUCAGAGAUCUUGGUGAUGAAGGAAAUUUCAUUGCCAAAGGCAUCAACUACUAUCUAGGCGUGAUAAAGUUUUUUAAUCACUGGAGGGGGUGUGCAAUCAAGGAAAUGCAAUCGCAACGUACCGUAAGAGCAAGCUGUUGGCAAUGGGAGUCGAGUGGCAUGAAAGUGCAAACCUGCUUGAUCUUCGACAUGUUAGCGAUGAGACUCCAAGAGGAAGUAUGGUGUCAAGAUAACAAGGUAGAAAUGAGAAUAUCAGAAUAUGUAAGAAAUUGAAUAUCAUGCGUCAGUGCUGUAUAGAAACCCCGGCGAGGGCUUCACAGACACUGGGUCAAUCGCAAAUUACCGCAUCAUGUGAGGGGGUAUAUAUUAAACAAGGUAAAAGGAAGGAGUAAAGAGCUUACCAGUUAACGUGUGGAGAGUCAAGCUCCCUGGUGGAGUUAAGUUAGUAAACAAGAUGGCGGAGUAGUUCUGGACAGAACGACAUUUUGUUCUGAUGCAAGAUGGCAAAAGGUCGACAGAGUCUGGACCUUUACAG